Nanorana parkeri is the source of this 2390-nucleotide messenger RNA. It is a transcript of the gene LNX1, whose product is annotated as ligand of numb-protein X 1. Gene Ontology annotation, cellular component: cytoplasm. Gene Ontology annotation, molecular function: ubiquitin-protein transferase activity; protein binding; metal ion binding. The record is from RefSeq and is a predicted model, not a curated record. Bases 1 to 2229 code for a protein of 742 amino acids. Gene Ontology annotation, biological process: ubiquitin-dependent protein catabolic process. The transcript has 10 exons. Lineage: Eukaryota; Metazoa; Chordata; Amphibia; Anura; Dicroglossidae.
AUGGAAAUUGGUAAUGAAAUUGAAGUAUUGGAUAAUGCCCUUCCUGAGCCACUAUGCACUGUGUGUGGACAGCAACAUUCCACAGAAGAAAACCAUUUUUACUCAUACAUUGAAGAAGUGGAUGAUGAUAUGAUGUGCCACAUUUGUCUUCAUGCACUGGUACAACCUCUGGACACUCCAUGUGGGCACACAUUCUGCACCCUCUGCCUCACAAACUUCCUUAUACAUGAGAACUUUUGCCCUAUGGAUAGGAAGCACAUCAUGCUGCAGACCUGCAAAAAGUCUACUGUGUUAGUAAAGAACUUGCUGGAUAAACUUUCAGUUGCUUGCCCCUUAAACAAAUAUUGUGAUGAAGUCCUUCAAAGAUGUGACCUUGAAGAUCACCUCCUGAACAGGUGUAAAGGUGCAUCACACUAUGGCCUUACUAAAGAGCGCAAAAGACGAUCACAGGAUGGUUCCCCGGACUGCAGCUCUUCAUUAGAUUUAACCAUAGCAGCAGUGUCGCCUGAACUAUCAGCUGCCUCCGCAGCUGCAGCCUUAGUGAAUGAUGAAGCAGGUCAGGACAACCCUGUAUAUAGCUCACCCACAGGAGACAUCCAUCUGGGAAGUGGAUCUGAAGAACACUUCAGAAUAAACCGGAAUAGGAGUCGUAACUUUGAACGUUCCACAGUCAGGAGUCUGUCAUUUAAAAAGCUGAACCGAGCACUCAGUGUCCUUCGAAGAACAAAGAGUGGAAGUGCCGUCUUACACUCCGCAGAGAGAGAGCGAGUCAGCCUGCAAAAUGCAAAUAUCACAGAAGAAGAUUGUAUAGUGCUGCCAAAUCUGUCGCACCUUAUUCCUGAUGGAGAGAUAACCUGUAUUAAGAUCAAUCGCUCUGAUUCCAAUGAAUGUCUUGGAAUUAGAAUUGUGGGUGGAAAUGAAACCCCUCUGACCCAAAUCAUCAUACAACAUAUCUAUCAGGAUGGGGUCAUUGCACGAGAUGGGAGGCUCCUUCCUGGAGACAUGAUCUUAAAGGUCAAUGGCAUCGACAUCAGCAAUGUACCUCACGCUUAUGCACUUUCCACCCUCAGACAGCCCUGCCAGGUGUUGAAGCUCACAGUUCUCAGGGAGCAAAGAUACAAAUGUAGGAGCAAUGGCAUCAGUACAGAGCCACAUACCCCCAGGGAUGACAGCAUCCAUGUUGUGCUGAGCAAAAGCAGUCAAGACGUGCAGCUCGGAAUAAAGCUGGUCCGCAAAAGGGAUGAGCCAGGAAUAUUUAUUUUUAACCUGCUGGAAGGAGGCGUAGCUGCUCGAGAUGGUUACCUGCAGGAGAAUGAUCGAGUUCUAGCUAUCAAUGGUCAUGAUGUGCGUAAUGGGACACCAGAGAUUGCAGCCCAGCUAAUACAGGCCAGCGAGGAGGGGGUUUACUUAGUUGUUUCACGACAGACCAGACAUCAGACCCCUGAUAUCUUGCAGGAGGCUGGUUGGCAUAACAACAGCAGCCCGCCGCAAUGUCCUAAUGAGAGAAACCAUUUUAACAAGAACGCUAAUCGGGCGGUCCUGUGUUUGGAGAAGGUUGUGAACAUUGUAAAAGACCAUACAGAGUCCUUGGGAAUGACAGUGGCUGGUGGAGUGUCAAACUGGGAAUGGGACCUACCUAUCUUUGUCACAAGUGUAGAUCCUGAUGGAGUUAUUGGGAGAGACAGCAGAGUAAAAACAGGUGACAUAUUACUAAACGUCAAUGGCAUAGAUCUAACUGGAGUCAGCCGUAGUGAAGCUGUGUCGUUGUUAAAAAAUCCUUCUUCCUCAUGUGUGGUUCUGAGAGCCUUGGAAACAAAAGAAUACGAGCCAGGGGAAGACCUAAGCAACAACUCGUUGUCAAUGGACACGGUCCAGAAUAGCUUUGAGAGCAGAGAAUGGUCACCAAUCUGGGUCAUGUGGCUAAAGCUGCCUCGGUAUUUAUACAGCUGCAGAGAAAUUGUGCUGAGGAGGAAUACAGCAGGGAGUCUGGGCUUUAGCAUUGUAGGAGGUUCUGAGGAUUGCAACUGGAACAAACCAUUCUUUAUUAAAUCCAUACUGGAGGGCACCCCCGCUUACAACGAUGGAAGAAUCAGGUGCGGGGAUAUGCUUCUGGCUGUAAAUGGAAGAUGCACGUCUGGAGUGACCUAUACCCACUUAGUAAGGAUGCUUAAGGAAUUAAAAGGAAGGGUGGUACUUACAAUAGUGUCAUGGCCUGGAUCCUUCUCGUAGGCACUUUGACACUAUCACUUCUACAUUCCACACUACUUCUCACGUGUUCUUACAGCCGGUAUUAGUUUUCCUAACACUUGCAGUUGUCUGUCAGUAUUGGGUCUAAAUGGCUAUCAAUAUUUUCAUGCAUGCCAGAAAAUGAGCUCUUUAAAAAAAUUCAG